CUCGUACAUUCCAACCUAACCCAAUCCCUUUUUUCUCUCUCUCUCUCUAACACACACACACAAAGAAAGAAGAAAAAAAAGAAUAGGCAAUGGAAAUAGAGGGAAGCCAAGCGGUGGUGGCAAACAAGGUAUGGAACAUAGUAAGAGUAUUAUUCUUCAUGUUGAGAAAGGGAAUAGCGAAGAGCAAACUGGUCAUGGAGUUCCAUUCCAUUCUGAAACGAGGCAAACUCGCCGGUAAGGCUUUGCUCAACACCCUCAUCUUCAACCACCAUCACCACCACCUCACGUGCCGCUCACACGACACACACCUCUCCUUCAUCUCUCCCCGCCUCACCACCGACUACGAGUUCAGCUGCAGCAACAGCCCCGCCGUCAAAGUCAACCGUUUACGCUCCACCAUCAAACGCACCAAACACCACUCCAAAUACGACGACGUUUCAACCCUCACCGCCGUUCAGAAAGUCCUUGAAAUGUUGAAUAACACUGAUCAAAACAAGGUUGACGCUUCGCCUCUCGUCACAUUGUCAGGGUUCGGUAAGAGCCCUAUUGGGAAACAGUUGAGGGUUACCGAUUCACCCUUCCCUCUCAAGGACGAAGGUGAUAACGGCCAAGUUGACAUGGCUGCCGAGGAAUUCAUCAGGAGGUUUUACAAGGAACUCAACAUGCAGAAAAAACUCGCUCUUGAGUCUCCUAAUUACCAUAACUACUACUCUACUUGGGACAGAUAGUAAGAUGAUCAAUGAAAACACCACUACUUCACCUUCUUUCUACCUUUAAUAAUUUGUCCAUGUAAAUCUCAGCGUAUAUAAGUCACAAGCAUCGGCACCUACCUUCCUUCCACCUAUUUUUAGCUGCUAUAAAUGUCGAUCAUCAUCGUCAAAGUAAUUACUUGGUCAAAUUGAUCAUUAGCACGUGGCAUCAUACUCAUCAUUACUGGCACAACCGGAUGAUGAUGACUAUAAUCGCGUGAUGAAUUUUGGUAUUGCUUUGACGACGUUUAAUUUAAUUAAUUUGGUGGUCCAUCUCUAGCAGUUUCUUUUUCUCUCUGGAUCGGAUAAUGGAUCAAGGCCAGGUUCUUGGGAAGGUGCUGCAAUUCUGCAUGAUGAUGAUGCUUAAUUAAUUUCUUAUUCUCUGCUUUUGAUUAUAAUCUUGUUUCGGUUCACUACACCCUGAUUUGGUGUUUUUGGACUGUUUAUUAUCUUUUCAUACCUGUAUUAUCACAUAUCAUUGGAGUUUAAUUGUUAAGUUGGUUGAUGAAAUAAAAGCAAAAGAUCGAAAAAUAUAAAUGAAAAAAAAAAAGAAGCAGGUCUACAUGUAUAUUGUUUGUGCCUGUCUUGCUGAUGUGGUUAAGAAUUUUACUCUCCAUUCCCAAUAAAGGAUGCCACCUACUAUUAUGACUUUUUCAAAAUAAAGUGGGAGAUAUAAAAGCAAGAGCGUUAUGUUCGUAGUGGUUGUAUGUUUGUAAGAAAAUAAAUGACCAGCUUUCCAAGGUUGGUGAGUUGUAAAAUUCUGCUUUAUUAAUGACUUCCCUUUAUGUGCGUUUUCUUUCA
This is a messenger RNA of Arachis stenosperma, 1550 nucleotides long. RefSeq lists its product as uncharacterized. The record is from RefSeq and is a predicted model, not a curated record. Bases 90 to 728 code for a protein of 212 amino acids. Lineage: Eukaryota; Viridiplantae; Streptophyta; Magnoliopsida; Fabales; Fabaceae. The transcript has a single exon.